Messenger RNA from Pelagomonas calceolata, 629 nucleotides. The record is from the annotation of a GenBank genome assembly. NCBI's taxonomy places the organism in Eukaryota, Pelagophyceae, Pelagomonadales, Pelagomonadaceae.
AUGAGUGGCUUCGAGGGACUUUAUUACUACUCCUUGAACGGCUCACAAAGUAUCAGCGCAUCAAAUGGCCGCGGCGGCGAGAUAUUGUGGCACAUGCAAUCGCUGCGGCUGCCGCGGCGCUGCGAGGCGCCGCGGCGACCCGGCGCGGCGCGCGAAGCACCAAAGCCAUCGACGCGCUGUCGCGAGGCGCCGCGGCGACCCGCCGCGGCGCGCGAAGCACCAACGCCAUCGAAGCGCUGCCGCGACCGCCGAGAGACAUGCAACGCUGCAAUGAAGCACCCGCAAGACCGCCGCCGCGUUACCUGACCGCCAACGCGUCACCCGCCGCCCCCUCACGCAGGCUUACUCAUUGCUCGUAGAGCCGUCUAAAAACCACAGAAAGCAGGAUGCAGAACGACCAGGGCCAGCCCGUCGACCUCUACAUCCCGCGGAAGUGCAGCUGGACCAACCGGCUCAUAGGCGCGUCGGACCAGGCCUCGGUCCAGAUCAACGUCGGCACGAUCGACCCGAACACGGGCCUGCACACGGGCGGCUCGGAGACGUACGCGCUGAGCGGCUACGUGCGCAAUAAAGGCGAGAGCGACAUGGCGCUUACGGAAUUGGUCCGGAAGCAGGAUGAAUCUCUGUAG